AUGAAGGCUACAAAUAAACUACUUAAGCCAUUCAUACUUAUUGUGGUCUUAAUUCUCCUGUAUAUAUAUAUGAAACCAAGACAAAAAAAAUUUGAUCUAGACGAAGAUGUGUAUUUUAUCCAUAUAUUUUAGACAACCCACCCUCUCUUAAGGAAAAGGAAUUACUCGAGAACAUGCAAUUCAUUUUUACGAAGUCUUCCUUAACAUCCUAUUGAAUAAACAUAAUAAAUUCGGUGAACAUGCUGAGAAUGUUUAUUUGAUCAAUUAUUUAAUCAGAAACGAUGUAAAAUGGAGAGUCACUGAAACCAUGCUCUUUCAGCUAUUUGAUGUUACAGGUAUCUAACUUGAUUAAUGAAGGAAAUAAUUAUAUAAGUAAGAGUGAAUAUGAAUCAUUCGCUGAUAUGAUUGAUGAUGUAGGAGAUCGACAGAAAUUAGAUUCUUUAAGAAUGCUAAUUGACAGAAAUAUUGACACAAAAAUUAUGAGAACCGAAUGGAUUAAUUUUUGCAAUAAGGUUUUAAGACCUAAGAUGAUUCAGGAUUUAUAGGAAUGGGAAAAGUUUCAUGGUUCAUUAUCUAACCCUUAUAAUAUUACUGCUUAAUUUACAGCCCUCAAUAGGGAUGAGAGAAAUCAUAGAGAUUUAAUACAUUUGCAGUUAGAUAGAGGAUUACAAAUGCUACAUGAUGGAUUCAAGAGAUUUGUAAAACAUUAUGAAGAAUAAACGAAACAUACAAAAAACGAUAAAGAUCUAUUUGUUAGAAAGAUAGGAUUUUGGAUACUUGAAAGGUUUGAAAGAUGGGAUGGGUUAUUUAAUUGGAUAUAUUAGUUAUUAGAUGAUAAUGGAGAUGGAGAAUUAACACCUAAGGAAUGUGCUGCAUAAUUAAAUACUUUUGCAGUGUCUAUGGUACAUGUAAGAGAGAUCUUCGAAUAUAUGGAUGAGGAUGGGGAUGGUAUUCUAUUGAGAAAAGAAUGGGCUGAUUUUAGUGAAACAUUCAGAAAACUAUUAUCAGGUUUUUUUAAUUAAAAGUGAG
Paramecium octaurelia is the source of this 1029-nucleotide messenger RNA. The record is from the annotation of a GenBank genome assembly. Lineage: Eukaryota; Ciliophora; Oligohymenophorea; Peniculida; Parameciidae.